Messenger RNA from Rodentolepis nana, 303 nucleotides. NCBI's taxonomy places the organism in Eukaryota, Metazoa, Platyhelminthes, Cestoda, Cyclophyllidea, Hymenolepididae. The record is from the annotation of a GenBank genome assembly.
AUGCUGCUAUUUGAAGGAGAACCAGCGUUGUUCAUUCUCUUUGCUCUCUUUAUUCUCUCCUUCCUUAUUGGUGGUUGUAUGUGGGGAUCGGGGGAAGAGGCCAACGAUCGACCAAAACACGUUGUUGGAAUUGUUAUUUUCUUCUUUGGAGUUACUUGCUGUGUCUUCUUCUUUGUGCUCUUCACCUACAAGAAGAUACGACAAAAGAGGAGGGAGAAGAGAGACUUUGAGGAGCUGAUGCGAAUGCAAAAUGAAUUCGCAACGAAUGAAGGAUUCCAAGAUGAUGAAUACUCAAGUCAGUAA